GGGCGCUGCGGGGCUGCCUGGUGCGCGUCGGCGGCCGCGCUCCGUCUGCGCUGGGGACGCGCUUGGAACGGCCGCACCGCGGCGAGUUUGCGUCAAGUCCCUCGUUCCCUCUGCUGGAAUCUCUUCCUCUGAAGCGGUCACCAGCGUGUGGAGCCUGCCCCACACCCAUCCCCUGCCAAACCACGGCCUUUACCUGCGUCUUCCGCUGUUUCCCGUGCGACCCGUCCUGCGGGAGUGCCUCCUGGGCCACCCCAGACUUCACCCAGCGCUCCGUGGCUCCAAUGGUGAAGAUGACAAGGUCCAAGACUUUCCAGGCGUAUCUGCCUUCGUGCCACAGGACCUACAGCUGCAUUCACUGCAGGGCUCAUCUCGCCAACCACGAUGAGCUCAUUUCCAAGUCCUUCCAAGGAAGCCAAGGACGAGCAUACCUCUUCAAUUCAGUAGUUAACGUGGGCUGCGGCCCCGCAGAGGAGCGAGUGUUGUUAACAGGAUUACAUGCGGUUGCAGAUAUUUACUGUGAAAACUGCAAAACCACACUGGGUUGGAAAUAUGAACACGCUUUUGAAAGCAGCCAGAAGUAUAAAGAAGGCAAAUACAUCAUUGAACUAGCUCACAUGAUCAAGGAUAAUGGCUGGGAUUGAAUGGGAAGAGCCCAGCCCUACCAGCGUGUAAGAGAAUGCCAUCCAACCGAACAUUAUAUCCAAGAGUGAGAGAGUGACUGAACGCUUGGUUCCAUGCAUUUAGAGGCUCUGCAGUUUGGGAGCAUCUUCACACCCUUCUCCAUCUUUAUUGGUGACUGGCCUCUAAAUUUCUGUCUCUCUGUCUCUUUGCUUUGUAUCUGUUUGUGAGUUGACCCUGGCUGCUUCUCUCUCUGUUCUGGCGUUGGCUAAGAGAAUGCACCGAACGCCUGACAGCCGCUCCGCCGUGACCGCUGCCUGAGUACAAACUGAUGGUGGCUUUGUGGUGGCAUUUUACCAGGAGGUCUCUGUGUGGGAGGAAGACCUGAGUUUAGGGCAGGAGAAGGUGAAUAGGGGGUGGGGAGUGGGGAAGUCAUCAGAAGUUGACACUGUGCUUCUCCUUUAAGUCCUGGUUAACCAAGGCUUGAAACUAUUUACUUGUCUAAACAGACAGAAAAAUACCUCACGGCUGCGUUGUCUCCGAAGCAUAAACCCCCUGCUCCCUCGCUGGAGCUUCAGCCCGAGCUGGCUGAGCACAAGUCAUAACCAGUGCCCCCAGCAAGCCAAUUGCAAAUCUGUGUUUUGUUUGCCAUUAUCAACUUCUUGUUGGGGGAGAGGGGGGAAAGGACCUGAAGGCUGGAGAGAUUCCCUGCGUCUCCUUUUUCUCGAUGUUUCAGGGUAGGCCAAACGUCCCAGCAGAGCACAGCUGUGGGGAGCAUCCUCCCAGCUGGAGAAACCAAAUCCUGACUCUUGAGCCUUUCAGAGAGGAGGAGAAAACCACUUAAGGCACAAGGGGGCUGGAGCUGCAGCUUAGAAGAUAAGAAAGGUGGGAAAUAAAAGACAUGUGCUAGGCAACGAAGAGAGAAUUACAUAGAGGAGGAUAGGGACACACUUAGUAACACAGGGUAACCCUUGAGUUCCUGCCCCUCCCCCCCUUCUUUGGGGGUCUUUACCAAACCUUCACAAGUGCAGGUAAGAAAACAUUGUUACAAAAUCUUUUCCUUGAACCCCAGGCCUCAGCCAUCAGGUCUGCUCUUGGACCCUGGCAGAGAAAUGGGGAGAGGAGGGAGCAGAGGAGCCUGGCAGUUGUAGCAGUAUUGCACAGGUGGAUAUUUCAAGCCAUGAGGUAUCCUCCCCAAAACCUUCCACCUUUUUCCCACUCCCAGAAGCCUGUUGCAGGCAGAGGGGGAAUGGGAAAGAAAAAAAAAAUUCAGCAUAUUCCCCAUAGCCCUGAUAUUGUCUAUGCCUUGGAGUUUAAAGGGGAGGGGUAGAUGUGGGCAUCAUAACUGCAAGGGACAAGUCCUUCCCAUUUUAAGUUUCUUAAGUUGAAUUACUGUGGACCUUCCCAAGGUAGUUGGUGGGGAAGGGGCAUCAUGUGUGAGAGGAGAGCUGUGUUAGACAUAAAUGACAAUGUGAAGUUUGCUCUGCAACAGUCCAGCCAGUAUCUGGUGCAUAACUCAAGUCUAUUUAACUGAGUUAGUUUUAUCUCCAAGUGAAUUUUCUUUUUGUUUGUGGAAUUCUUUCAAGUAGGUUAAUCCACUGGGGAAAAUCUUCCUUAAUCCAGAAGGAAAGAGCAUUGUGCAGGGGUUUGUAACUCCUUAUGAAACCCAAGCUUUGGAGCUGUAAUCUGUUGUUGCUGGUCCCCACCCCUGAGAGACUCUCAGUGGAUCAGGACGGAGGGCUGGUGCUGAGGAAAUUUCUGCUGUUAAAUGAAGGAGAUGAGAGCAAAAAUGCUGCUUAUGGAUCAGGGUGGAACUUAUGUGUUGGGUCCUUGUGUUGAAACCCAAACCUGAUGACCCACCUAAAUAAAGGCUGUUUUUUCUUUGCAGCCUUGGGGAGAGCAGUGAGGUGGAGGCUGGCUACAGCCCCUGCAGUGGAUGGGGUUGGCUCAGUUUGUGAUGAGCCACUUAGGAGAUGGCUUCUGCCUUCACCCUUUCUGCUGUGGCUGUGUAACAAUUGCUUCAGCUUUUGUUUGUGAUCCAUCAUCCACCUUCCCUUCAGUGGUAACAACCUAGUUGGAAAUCAGAAACUCUGCAGUACCUGCUGCCUUGUUGACUUUGGCACUACGGACCUGGUCCCAGUCUCCUGUCUUUUGAUGAUCCAUGACAGGGUUUGGUUAAUGGGAAGUAAUUUGUGUCCUUUGGAGAGCUCUUCAGUCCCCCCCAAGAUGUGUAGCCUUUACAGGGGUCUGGUUGAAGCUGGGAGAAAUAAGGGAUAAGCCCAAAUCCUUAAUAAGAAGUUGAGGAAAGAGCACAGAGGGGCUCAUGGUUUCAUGUUGGUCUUCAGAGUGAUUGCCUGUGACAAAGCCAUGCAAGGGCAGGACUGUCUGGAGGACUGCUCUGAGAAAUGAGAUCAGCUGCUACAGAGAGCUACCAGAUGUAAAUAUUUUUAUCCAUAUAUUUGGGACAAGAAAGGAGGAUGAUCCAUCAGAUCAGGCUGGUUUUAACUGUUCACAAGGGUUACUCUUUUAAUGGCAACCAGUCUAAGCUUGAACACGGCAAGAUCUUAAUCUGGUUUUAAUUGGUUUGGUCCCAUCACUUGAUGAGAAUCUGGCCUCAAGCCCUGAUACAAAAAAAAUAGAUGUGCCUGUGAGUGCCCUCACCACCAGAGAGUAAUCUAUAGAGGGACUUGAUUAAUACAGUGCACAGGGAGGUGAGGCAGAAUGGGCUGGUGAGGCUCAGUGGCAUUUGCUCUCUGCCGUGUGUCCAUUAAACAUGAAGUGCUUUCUAGUCUGCUGCUAGCUCCUCUGUGACAUGAUGUAUCAAGACACACAACAGUGUCAUGAGCUGGUGACCAGACAGGGUGAUCAGAUCUGUGUGCUGGUGGCUACCACAAGCAGGACAGGUUAAACUACUGACUGGUUCAGUGAUAUGUCCAGAGUAUAACCAAAGAACCUCACUGGCUGCAUCCCUCCGGUUGGGUGGGCUAACCACAGCCUAUUCACCACCGACUGGAGUGGGCAGGGUGGGACUGUUACUUCCAAGCUGGAGGUGUGGCCCAUGGAGGGUGCUCCUUGGGCAGGCAAUGGCUGAAGCCAGAGCACCAAGUGCUCGUGGUGCUGCUUUUUGUGGGUGACAUCCUCAAGCAAGCACGAACAGCAGCAAGCUUUGCUUCUUUUUCAUGUGGCAGCCUCAGCUGUAGCAAGCUGCAUGCACCUGCGAGUUUACAUCACCCUCAUCUACCCCAAAGCUCAGACCUGGUGGAUUAGCUGAUGUGAAAUCCUGAUCCCUAUAAUAAAUAUUCAGAUGAUAAUAUAUACAAAUCAGAAAAAAAAAAAAAGAACCAACCAACAAACCCAACCCACAUUGUGAAGUCUACUUUUGUAAAUAAUGUUGAAUUAUUUUUUUUUAAUAAUAUAUUUGGUGCUGUUUUCUCAGAGCCCCUCCCUGAGAGCACUUUCUGUUGUUGUUUAUAAAUGAUAACUGUUUCCUUCUGUAUUUGUUGGAAAAUAUGUUGAAAGGGAAACAAAAAUCAUAAUAUAUGUUGUCCUCUGAAGUUGAUCUGUUUUUCCUCUGCAUGUGGCAGGAGAGAGGAAAGUCACUUUGGCUCCCAGCUGGCAGAGUUGGUCUCUGGCACAGGUGGUGGCCAGGUUAGGGGCAGCAGCUUGUGGUGUGGGGCAGGGAGCCCUGUGUGGGACGAGAGGUAGCUGCAGCCACUCAGGGAGUGCUCUUGUGUCUGGAGUUCAUGCUGGGAACUCAUUCACUGAGCGCUGGAGGUCCCACCGGCAGCCUGAGCCCCCUGGCAGCUCACAGCCAGGCCCACAAAAGCUGGUGGUGCUCUGCCUGGGUGCAGAUUCCCCGAGGAGAUCUGGUUUGUAGCAUCCAAGCCUGACGUUUUCUCUUGCACCAGUAUUGGCUGGAGUGGAGCAGACACUGAGACACAGAAAACAGGAUUGAGUGUAAGCUGCACCCUCUGAAUCACUGCUGCCAGUUUCUUGGGGGCAGCAAGGGUGGAGGAUGGAGAUUUCUAACCAGUCAUUGUUUUUAAUCUAAAUCCUGAGUCUUUGGACAUGGAUCCUGGGAUUCUUUUUGAUUUUUUUUGUUGUUGUUAGUUUGUUUGUUUCAAACCAGGCUGCUACAUAACAAAUUAGAGUAAAAAGUUUACCUGUCUGACUUUUGGUUUGUUUUUGUUUUUCCUUUCUGUCUUUAACCUCUCCCCUUCCUCCUCCCCCCCUUUGUUUUUAAUUCUUUGGGUCUCUUGUUUAUCCCAAAGUGGACCAACGGCACAAAGCACUGGACUGUGUUUUUACUGAGCGAGGAGCUGUUUUCAGUGCUGAGUAACUGUUGCACGCUCUUUAAUUCUCUGGGUUUGGUGCACACCGUUUGAAAACCCUGCAGAAAACAAUCAAAACCAACACAAACCCAACAACCCCAGGCCCUCCCAUUGAAAUCUGUUGUGCUCGUACUGAUCAAGUGAGAGUUUUCUCUGUAUGCAUUUUUCUCUGUGAGAGUAUUGUUAAUGAUGCAUUUCAUUGCACUUCCUUCUUUCGGGAGGAGCAUCACGUCCCGUGUGAACCAGUUGUUGGAUGAAGAAGUGACACCCAAACAGCCCUGUUGGGUGCAAAGAGCUGGAGCUCAGCUCAGUGGGAAGCAGCUCUUCUCACCAGGUGAGAGGCCUCAGAAAUCCACUGCUCAGAAACAGUUAGGUUAGAGAUAGACUUUGCAGAAUCCUGUUUUAAAGCAAGGAGAGGGGAAAAGCAAAAAGCAUCUCGAGUUCAGAAGAGAGGAAGAAGAAAUCAACCUGUUGACAUGGAAGCAGAGAUACAACCAUGGUGAAGCUGUUCUCAGAGUUACCAACUGUCUGUAUCCUUUGUUUUGUUAUCACAAGGAAAUGAAAAUGCUUUCCCCACUGGCAAAACAAAAGGAGAAUAUUUCCAAUACCAGCCUGUCUGUUGAUGCUCUUGUGUUUACAGAUUGUCUAUACUUUUAUUUCUUUUGGUUUUAUUUUAUUAUUAUUAUUAUUAUUAUUAAUUUUGUUUUGUUGUUUUUUUUUGACAUAUUCUUUCAGGUCAUUUGCUUGAGUAAUAAAUGCAAUUGUUUGUUUUCAAAUGAUUGGGUUUCACCUUUUCAUGUGUUUGUACCUUGUAUAUAGUUCUUCAGUAUUAGAGGGAGGUGAAUUGUUUGUCAUAUUUACAACUAUGUGUUGGUGCUCAUUUGAGACAAUAAAAUUUUCAAGUACUAAA
This is a messenger RNA of Pogoniulus pusillus (Red-fronted tinkerbird), 5859 nucleotides long. RefSeq names its product yippee like 2 (gene YPEL2). The record is from RefSeq and is a predicted model, not a curated record. Bases 282 to 641 code for a protein of 119 amino acids. Lineage: Eukaryota; Metazoa; Chordata; Aves; Piciformes; Lybiidae. The transcript is spliced from 5 exons.